AUGAAGAUAAGUAUGUAUUUGAGCGUACUCCUCUUGGCAUUAGUGAUCAAAAUUGUAACAGCUAAUGUUAGACUCCAACGUUCACCUCAGCAUUACUGUGGUUCUAAAUUGGCGGACAUCAUGAAAGCUCUAUGCAAUACCAAGUACAAUGUACCAAAAGGACAAAAAAGAAGUGAAACCGAUUUUGAUCUAUGGGAUUACAAAGACCUCGAAGACUACAAUGCUAUUGACUUACCAUACCUAAAGAAAGAAGAAAUGUCAUUUAUGCCCUCACGUUUUCGGCGCUCUGUCAAAAGAAGUAUCAUCGAUGAAUGCUGCCGCAGACCCUGUUAUUUAUCUGAACUAAAAUCUUAUUGUGCAAAUCAGUAG
Molecule: messenger RNA, 369 nt
Organism: Macrosiphum euphorbiae (potato aphid)
Lineage: Eukaryota; Metazoa; Arthropoda; Insecta; Hemiptera; Aphididae
Source: the annotation of a GenBank genome assembly